Messenger RNA from Xyrichtys novacula (pearly razorfish), 6161 nucleotides. Lineage: Eukaryota; Metazoa; Chordata; Actinopteri; Labriformes; Labridae. The record is from the annotation of a GenBank genome assembly.
AUGAAGUGCCUGCUGAUAGCCAGUGAGAGCGCCGAGGUCCUCUUCCAGUGGACCGACCCUGAAUUUCAACAAAAUAUCCAGGAGCAGUAUGGAGCGUCUCAAGAGGAGGGCCAGGGGGUAAGAGGACACAGUUCUCUUAAUUGGCUUCCUUUUAGCUUUAAGGUAAACUUUAUUUUCUCACUUUUUAUUCCCUUCAGCUUCCAGCUUUCGAGGACAUCAUCAGCACUCAGUUCGCCCCCAUCAUUAUCUCCUGCAGCACCAUGGUGGACAGGCUGGGAGACAGCUACACCUCCUUCACCACUGAGAACAACCACAUCUAUGUCCUACAUCAGGUUGGCCUUUGAAAACACAAGCUCUGAGUCUCUGUGUAAACCCCCGGAUCACCUCUUUUAAAGUGUGAAAAUCCAUUUACUCGACUCAGAAACUUUCUCUUUAAAUACCUUCAUGUACAAAGCAGAUUCCUGUAAACUUGAACUUUGCCUCGGCAUUCACUCUGUGACCUAAAUGCGCCCUCUCGCACAGUGAACCAUCAUGUUAGUCAUGUGAGUCUUGUUAAGCGUUCAAACCUUGCUUUGUCCCCUUGCAGCACAUGACACAAUACUCGAUUUUUCCCAAAUACUUGACAUGUUCCAGAUCCAUUCAGUGUCAGCAGCCUCUUAGAUCUUUGUCAACCAAAUAUUUACCCCAAGAAAACAGUUUUAUAAAACAUUUUAACUUGAUUUUCCAUUGUAGUCAACUGCUUUGGGGGUUAAGAGCUAAUUGGGUCAUGUUGUUUCCUUCUCAGUUCGACGAGUGUCUCUACAUCGCUGUGAACGGAGAUGGUGAGGAAGGAGAGGAGGACCUGAGGAGGAAGAUCUAUGUGAUGAAAAAAAUGAUUGAGGUUCUGUUCGGCAUGGUCACCCUCAGCAGCAACCUCCUCAGAAAAGAGUACGAGAGUUACAUGACUUUUUUUAAAGCAGCAUCUGGAUGAUAAAUACGUUUAAACUCUGGCAUUUGUCCCACCAGGCUGAGGCCUCAGGACACCGAGCACAGAGCGCGGCUGUGGAAACAUCUGCAGGGUCUGCUGGAGACGUACAGUCACCUCAGAGAGAACGACCAGAGCUUCUUAGUGGAGGUGAAGUCAAGUACAUCUUUAUACGUGUCUCAGUCUGACGAACCCAAAGCCAGAGUUUCAGUGUCAAAAAGCUGACUCUGAAUUAUCUCAUUUCGUUUAUUUAGAUCUCCUUUAGCUUUGUCUAAGGCCAUCGCUCUUCUUCCCGGAGUCUACAUUUACAAUUAACUCUCCAUCGCAAAAACACAAACAAAACAUCACGCCACAAACACAAAGACGACGUCAAUAACCACAACAACUCACAACAGCCUACAAGACAAAAACAAAACAACAAAACUAGAACAAUACAAACAACACACACAUAUUACUGGACCUUAUUCAUUUUCACAGUGUAGCUAUAGUUCUGGAAUAAUCAGAUGUUUAGAUAUCAACAUACAUUGAAUUAAUUUACAUAAACAGUACCCAAUACGUAAGCAGACUUCAGACAUUUCAAGUAAAUCAGAAAAACACUGAUUGAUUGUACAAAGUAGGUUCAUCUAAAUAAGGAGUUGUUUGACCGAUAAAUGUUCUUUCACUGGAUCUUUAAAUCUGUAUUUGUUGUUUUCUUGGAUAAUAUGUCCUGGCAGAGAAUUCGACACCAUAAAUGGCCUGUUCACUUUCUCAGUACUCCUAAACUGGUGAAGACCAGGUUCUGAGCAGAGUUGCAUCUCGAAAACUGGCCGUAUAGUGCAACCCACGAAGGCCGUUAUUCAGGCAUUAAUCAGUUUAUUUUCAUUAGUGGUGAUUAUUAACACCUCCUUUCUGGGCUCAUUUCUUCUCAUCUUCUGUUUUUUGAUUCAUAUAGGAAAGAAAAUACUUAAAAAUUCAGUAAAUCAUCUGUAAAAGAACGGCGAAGGUUACAGCACCUGUGAAUUCAUAACGUUACACUUUCAUGUUCAGUUUAAAAAUCCUGCCAAGUCUGUUCACUGCAGCUGCUUUUACACUAUUUCACGUUUACUGCAAUAACUUUUUUAUACUCUUCAUUACUUUUUAUUAUAUCAGCCUGACCCAGUCAGAUAGCACAUGAGCAGUCCUUUUUGUGAGGAAAAAGUAUCAAAUGUCCUGAUAAAUGUGCUUUUUCAUGUGAGUUCACGCAGAGGUAGAAGCGGACAGCCUGAGUAAGAGUUCAUUCAGUCCUCAAACAUACCGGGAGGCCGUGCAGAGAGGUUAAAACAGGCUUGAUGUGGUCACUAUUCUUGGUUCCAGUUUUGAAAAAGAGUGUGUGAGUGAUCCAGCCGAGUCUUUUUAAAAUCUGCGGAUGAUUUGGAGAUUUUGGGUCGAGGCAGGUGAAGACAAUGUCACAACCAAGAAGGCCUGAGGAGAUGGGGACAUGUAUUGGUUCUGUGUCUUUAGAGGAUAAAACAGAUUUAAUUUUGAAUGGUUAAUAAAAAGAGUGGUCUGGUUUUUUUGUGUAAUACUCAAAAGUUCAAGUUGAUAUCAAGCUAAACUUCAAGUCUGUUUGAAACAGGGUUCAUGUGUUUGGAGAGGAGGAGGUUGAAACUUCACUGAGCCAGUAAAAAGAAGUAUUAGAUACUUACUGGAUGUUAUAUCAGUGUGUGUAUCGGUGUGUUUGACCCUAAAUUAAUUUAACACCAGAAUAAAGUAUCUAUCUACCUUUCUAUCUAUCUAUCUAUCUAUCUAUCUAUCUAUCUAUCUAUCUAUCUAUCUAUCUAUCUAUCUAUCUAUCUAUCUAUCUAUCUAUCUGUAUUGUGCUUUAGGAAAAGAUUGGAUGAUGAAGUUUUGCAUCCUCAUUUUAAUUUUUACUCAAAUAAAGUUGAAAAAUCACGAUGUAUGAUAUUUGUUGGUGUUAAACAUGACAAACAUGUUAAACUACAUUUGGAGAUCAAGAUUUGUACUGCAUGAACAUCUCUGCAGCACUGCAGUACUUCACCAUGAUGCAGUUUUAUGACACAUUUAGCUUUAAUCAUAUCACUGAAGCUACAGGAAAUUUGGACAUUGCGUUGGACAUGUUGCAGUUUUGUGUAUUUUGAGAUUGAUUGCGUAGCUAAAAUUCAAAUGUACAUAAUUUGUCAAAGAAGCACAGAAUGUCCUUGAUAAGAGUUUGGUUGUUAGGAGUCUAACCACCAGAUGGCAGAAACAGCUAAAAAGCUUCACUGUGUAUCAUCUCUGAAGAACCUUUGGUAAAAAAAAAAGAAAGAUUGUAUUGAGACAUGAAUGUUCAAAAACAACAUCUAGUGAGAAAACCUUCUUCUCAUAACAAGAUAUUUAGGUUUUAUUCAAUUUAAGGUUUGUUUAGCAGCUGAUCAAGUCCGUCUCAGUGAGAUGAUUAUAUCACGCUGCUUAAAUCAGACCUCUGAGAUAAUUUUCACAUCCAUUUCAGCCGGUGUGGACUCAUAUUUUUAGGGAAAAACGCUGGAUAAUCUCGAUCACUCACACACUCUGCUGUCUUCUCCUCCCCUCCUUCUUUCAGGCAGUGGAGAGGCUGAUCCACCCCACGCUGUGCGAGCAGUGCAUUGAGUUCCUGGAGCGGCGUAUAGUUCAGCAGCUUAACAGCAGUGUGGAGCGAGCAGGGGAGGAGGUGCUGCAUUCUUUCAUUCUGGUUCACACCAAACUGCUCGCCUUCUAUUCCAGGUACACGUUCACCCUCCACAUGUCACCCAACACUGACACCUUAGUCUUUCUGAUCGCCAAGCAGAAGGUUUUAUUUUUAUGCAUCAAAACGUGCUUUUUCUUUGCUCCUUUCAGCCGCAAUGCGAGCACACUCACCACCUCAGACCUCCUGGCCCUCAUCAUCAUGGCACAGAAUAUGUAUCCUAGCAACACAGACCUGGAUGACCCGGGUCCAGAGGUAGGGAAACACAUGCAGCAACUUCCACAGCCUCUUCUUAUGCUGCUCUUGAGUUUCCUUCUGAGCAUUUAUGAUUUUUCUUUCUGUUUUUGUUGUAUGAUGGAAAAGGAUGUUGAGAGCACAUCUGGUUCUGGUCCUGAAAGCUUUUACACCCCGGAGCCCUCACCUACGGACUCCAGCAGCUCAGGUAGGUCAUGGAGCAGCUCUUCAAAUGACAAGGACCAGCUGGUAGAGCCACAGUAUUGUCGUUUCGCCCCUACCCCUUACUGAAAUAAGACAGAGAGCACGUGUGAGAAAUUUUUAUUUGAAGGGGUAAAAGGCUCAGAGCUCAAAAUGUGUUGGCCUCACUUUAGGGGAACUGUUUUACCUCCCAACUUUUCCUGUCACUUUGGAUUUCACCAGGUAAAUCUUUCAGUUUUAAGGACAUUAUCUCCAUAUUUAUGUUUCAGCAGAUAAACCAGUGAGAGGAAGUACUCCUGUGUUUGAGUUUGUGGACCCAGACAUCCAGGUGAGGGUUUAUUUCAUCUUCUGUUCUUAAAGGGAUAUUCCGGCAUAAAAAUUAGUUCGGGUCAAACACCGAGUUAGACAACCCGUCGAGAGAUCAAUGUUGCCGACCGCUUGCUUCUCUAGUUUUACCAACUUUAGUAACGACCGCAGGAUAGCAAUACACAGCAGUCUGAGGAGCCAUAAACAAACCUUAACCAAAACGCCACUCUAUAGCCACAAAUAAUGCUCAGAACAGCACCUAACUUCAUCAACAUCGAGGGGGUGUCUUAGUCGGUGUUAUGGUUUGUUUGACCGUAAAUAAAUUUUAUGCUGGAAUAUCCCUUUAACAUAUGACUCUCACUUUUUAUAUCGUAUAAAAAAAUAUGAAGCGGUUGCAGUAAGAUCUGAUAAAACAUCCUCAGAUGGCAGAAGACAGCCUGCAGACUCUAGAAGUUCCUCCUCCUGAUCCUUCAACCCCUCGCAGAGUCUUCUUGGAGGUCUCCCUCAAAGAGGGGCUGUAUCCCAUGAUGCCUCACUCCAUGUACUGCCUACCACUUUGGCCAGGGAUCACAUUAGUGCUGCUAACUAAGGUCUGUAGACGCCAACGCCCCCAUAUUUGCUCACUUCCUCAUUUUGCUCACAUGCACACAUCUUUUCAACCUUGCCUCCUCUCUGUUGUGACAGUCUGUGGUCUGUGGCCAGAUGGAGGUACAUUUAUGACAUUCUUUUUGGCACAUACACUGUAUAAAACUCCUCUGAACCUCUCAAAGAUACAUGUUUUAUUUGUCAGAUUCCCACCAGUGCAGUCGCCAUGUCAGUCUACAAGUUUUUGGAAGCCUUUGCCAAGCUAGAGAAGCGUCUGAGUGAAGGCCAUGAAGGUUCUUCUGCUACCAGAGGUCAGCCAACUAUAUUCGAUGUCCGCAGCAAACUGGAUAAAUUUAUUAAAGCUCUGGGACCCAGUGAUAUACAGGUAUGUGUGGAAUGGGCCUUUUAAACCAUGGUUAAUGGCACCACUGACAACAAGCUAUGAUUCAUUUUUGUUGUUUCCACCAGCAAAAUACCCAAUAUGGAAGAAACACCAGAUAAAAAAAUUGUGCUCCAAGAGAGCCAGUCCCUUGCGAAUUACAAAACAAUAAUUGUGAUUAAAUUUAUUGUUUAAAAAAAAUCAAAACACUUCAGUUUUUGGAACAGAAUAAUAAUAAAAAACUCCUUUUGUUUUUGUUUUGUUCUCAUCCAGUCUGCACAGUUGCAAAACGUCUGGGCGGAGUUCAAAAACCGAGCCUUUUCCAGAGGAGGACCCGGGUUCACCAGAGAGUAAGUCCUCUACCGCCCCCUGCUGGCCAUUCUAUUUAAAAAAAACAAACUCUCACCUCCACUUUGAGUGCUUACAUAUGUGGUUUUGUUUAGACUCAUCCCGUGGUGUAAGAAUAUGAAGACCCAGCUGUGUGGAAUUUACCGACAGUGUUUCCUGAUCGACUCCGGACCAUCCGACAUUCCUCGACGCAUCUCCCCGACGCUGCAGGAACGAGCCCAGACCAUGGUGCAGUGAGUAUCAACCGUUCGAGUCUAGAUUAGGUUAAAGAACUGCCCACACCAGCGUACUUUAUCAUUCAUUUCUGUGUCUUAUUUCUCUCUCUGUUUUUGUCUUUCUGUCUCAGAGAGAAACUAAUGGACUGGAAGGACUUCCUGUUGGUGAAGAGUAAAAGAAAUAUCACCAUGGUGUCAUAUCCUGACCGCAAAAUAAUUCUCCUUGUUAUGGACCCAUGCUGUUUUUGA